AUGGCUUGUGUUGCUCUAACUUCUGUCAUCUCCACAAUUGAGCUUGAAUUUCUGCAACACACCCCAAGGGUGUCUCUUCGUGAUCAAGCACCAAUCAAAUCUUUCUUUACCCACCUUUCUUCUUUGCAAGCCUUUCUACAGGAAUCCAGUGAUGGGGGUAGUAGUGUUGCUGCAAUCAAUGAUUUGGAAUUCAAAAUCAGAGACUUUGUGCUCAAAGCUGAAGACGACAUCGAAAUACAACUAAGCAACUUUCUUCUGGCCAAAGACAGAGAGUAUCAGGAAAAAGCUCUCCAAGAACUCCAUCAAACCUUGCAAGAAGCAGCAGGAAAAGCAGCAGUGUUGUUGAAUACUAUCAACAGCAUUAGCAGUGAAGAUGAUGAAACUCAACCACCGAUUCAUUGGCUAAAACAUGCAUUAUCCCAGUCUGAGAAUGGAUCCUCACGCCGCUCUUUGGAGCUUGUGGGUCGUCAUGGUGAUCGUACAAGGAUAAUCAACCAGCUCAUGUGGGGCUCCAAUCUAAAAAUAAUCUCAAUUUUUGGGAUGGUGGGCAUAGGAAAGACAACUUUAGCUAAAAGUAUCUUUAAUGAUCCAAAAGUUGAAAAUCAUUUCAACGUGCGUAGUUGGAUUACUAUGUCUCAACAAUACAACAAGACCCAUAUACUAAAUCUCCUCCUGCGAUCAAUUUCACCUGCAGAAGAGGAAAGUGCUCCUGAUGAAGAACUGGAAGAGCGGUACUUCUGGAAGUCGCAUAUUGCUUACUACUAGGCACUUCAAUCUGAAUUUCAAUGAUAGCUUCUUCUAUAGGUAUAACUAUAUCCAUAAAAUGAUUUUGCUAGAUCCAAAUGAAAGUUGGGAUUUAUUUUGCAAUAUCCUUUCACCUAAAGAGCGUAUGUCACAAUUUGAAAACAUAAGGAGGGAUAUUGUAGAGAUAUGUGAUGGACUACCAUUGUCAAUUGUUACCGUUGCUGAGCGCUUAUCUAAAUGCAACAACAUAUUAAGGGAGUGGGA
Messenger RNA from Ipomoea nil (Japanese morning glory), 1008 nucleotides. RefSeq names its product disease resistance RPP13-like protein 4. Gene Ontology annotation, molecular function: ADP binding. The coding region runs from base 1 to 765 and encodes 254 amino acids. Lineage: Eukaryota; Viridiplantae; Streptophyta; Magnoliopsida; Solanales; Convolvulaceae. The record is from RefSeq and is a predicted model, not a curated record. The transcript is spliced from 2 exons.